CACUGCGACCCACCAUGGACACCAUAUAGCUAUACGCUAUGGCACACUCUAAUCGCCAGAUCCCAAGGUCUACAGGGGGCGAAUACCAUGAGAUCGUCAUCCCUGGUUUUCUUUAUGAAGAUAUGAUGAGAUGCCACAGUGCAUGGGUAACCACUGGCCACAUCCACAACGCUGUACUUGAGGAAAUGCUCGAGACUUUGAAAUCGACAAAAGCAGGCCGAGAACUUGUUUCACUUCUGGACGGCGAGAGGAAAUGGUUCAUUAGGCUCGGUCACAUGUCGUCAAAAGACAGUCCCAUGGGGAGUGGAUUGCCAUCAUUGACGGUACGAGAUAUUAUGACGAAGCUCUGUACGUCCAUGCGCGCGUACACUUGUCUGCAACGUGAGAAGGCGCACGCAGAGAAAGAGGAUAAGGAGAUGAAGAUCAAACUUAUGCUCAACAGGUGGGAUGAAGGAAUGCAUCCUGGGACGGAGUUUAGGGUCUUUCUAACGGAAUAUGUGAUUGAUAUGUUACUGGAGCACGGGUUCAGUUUUGAUGUGGCGCUGGAGCGGAACAGCACUGUUCAACUAGUCGAGAUCAAUCCUUUCGGGGCAUUGUCGCCGUGUGGAGCUUGCCUUUUCAACUGGAUACUGGAUGGGAAAGUGCUUUAUGGAAUUGAGGAGGGACGGUUUGCUAUGACGUUGGAUGAGAAACGACCAUGAAGCCAUCAAGCUUGUGGC
This is a messenger RNA of Bipolaris sorokiniana ND90Pr, 719 nucleotides long. RefSeq lists its product as uncharacterized. The transcript has 2 exons. Lineage: Eukaryota; Fungi; Ascomycota; Dothideomycetes; Pleosporales; Pleosporaceae. The coding region runs from base 39 to 701 and encodes 220 amino acids. The record is from RefSeq and is a predicted model, not a curated record.